Messenger RNA from Etheostoma spectabile (orangethroat darter), 5868 nucleotides. RefSeq names its product DIRAS family, GTP-binding RAS-like 1b (gene diras1b). Gene Ontology annotation, cellular component: membrane. Gene Ontology annotation, molecular function: GTP binding; GTPase activity. The transcript is spliced from 3 exons. Bases 244 to 840 code for a protein of 198 amino acids. NCBI's taxonomy places the organism in Eukaryota, Metazoa, Chordata, Actinopteri, Perciformes, Percidae. The record is from RefSeq and is a predicted model, not a curated record. Gene Ontology annotation, biological process: signal transduction.
AACUGCGAGAGAGAGAGAGAGAGAGAGAGAAAGACAGAGAGAGAGGAAGAGAGAGAGGGAGAGGGAGAGAGUCUGCUGUGGUGGUGUUGGAAAUCGGACGACAUGAGCUCUACAUGAACCGAGUAAAAUGCUUUAAGACGCUUUCGGCGUUUGUCUUGCAUCCGUCUCAACCGAGGACGAGCCUGAAGCGGAGCUGUACUUCACGAGCAGGUGUAAUACUGUCUUAAGCCUGAGGGGGGCAGAAUGCCGGAGCAGAGCAACGACUAUCGUGUGGUGGUGUUCGGGGCAGGGGGAGUGGGGAAGAGCUCCCUGGUCCUGCGCUUUGUGAAGGGCACCUUUAGGGACACCUACAUCCCCACAGUGGAGGACACCUACCGCCAGGUGAUCAGCUGCGAUAAGAGUGUGUGCACCCUCCAGAUCACCGACACCACAGGGAGCCAUCAGUUCCCGGCCAUGCAGCGCCUGUCCAUCUCUAAAGGCCAUGCCUUCAUCCUGGUCUACUCCAUCACGAGCAAACAGUCCCUGGAGGAGCUCAAACCCAUUUACCAACAGGUCUUGGCCAUCAAGGGCAACGUUGAGGCCAUCCCCAUCAUGCUUGUGGGCAACAAGAGUGACGAGACCCAGCGGGAGGUGGACACCAAGGAUGGGGAAGCCCAGGCCAACCAGUGGAAGUGCGCCUUCAUGGAGACGUCGGCCAAGACCAACCACAACGUAACCGAGCUUUUCCAGGAGCUCCUCAACCUGGACAAGAAGAGGAACAUGAGCCUCAACAUCGAUGGCAAGCGCUCAGGGAAGCAGUCCCGCGCCGAGAGACUGAAGGGCAAAUGCAGCGUCAUGUAACUUCAGGUGAGGAGGAGAGGGGAGCUGGAGGUUGAGAGAGUGUAGGGGGGGGGAAUGCAGAGAAAGGGAGGAAAAGACGGAAGACGAGAGAGAGAGAGGAGAGGACUCACUAAACGCAUCACUGCGAGCAAAACAUCUGUCAAGUAACGGGAAUCUCAUCAUCCACAUCCUCCUCUGUUUGACUGGUGCAUUCUCAAACACAACUCAGUGUUGACAGUUAUUUUGUAAACACUACAGAAUUUCAGUUUGGAGCUUUACAUCCAUGUGCAUUCUGCAAAAGGAAGAGAUGAGGGGGGACUGACAGAAUAUCGAGAGGCAAAAUUAUUGAGACGAAGUGUGUGUCACAGAUGAAUAACCUGUGGCCGUCAGCUAUAGUCAGAAACAGCGUGGGUGUGGACUUUUCCAUGAUCAAGACCUUGGACUGCAAUAAAUCCCACAGACUGCAGCACCCCUUCAAAAACUACUGAAGAUUUCUGAUCAAAACAUACAGUCCAUACAGUCCUCUCUUACUUCUUCAUCCAAACCCUCCUUCCAUGCUCAGCUCACACCCCUCAUCAUCCCAGCUCAUCCCAUCUCCCUCAUCCUUUGCCUACACCACAUACUUUAUUACAUAUAGAGAAACGUAAUGUACAUGUAUAUGAUUCAACGGUAGAAACACUAUUUAAAAGACUGAGGUGUCCCUCACGCUAGAAAGCGCAGGACCCAUAAAGGGUUGAGACUGCUUGCGUGACAUUUACAGCAAAAACAUGCGACCCAGCUACAUCCCAGAGCCGCUUAUGGGGACCCUGAUGUAUAUAAACAUGGGGUAUUUAAAUAUAUUCCAUCUCUAAGUCUACACAUGUCCUGCCCAAACUAGUACAUCAGUCAGAGGCAUGAGGUGAAAUUUCAAGCAAGCUUAAUCUUCACAUCUCCUCAACUUAAUCAUCCCUCCUGAAAGAUAAAAAGGACCUUUUGACAUUAAUCAACCUAUCAUUAUGAUAAAAACUCAUCUGCAAACUCUCCAAAUGGCCUCAUCUGAAGUGCAGAAGCAUCCAGCGGCUGGGUAUGCGCACACGCAACUGACAUGACGCAACAAUCCUUUUAAGACUCAUCUAGUGUAGAAUGACUCUGGAUGAAAAAGAAGCUGGACUCUCAUCAAACAUAGGAAACAGAAAUACAAGUCUGCCUUGUCUACGAGGAUGAUACACUCGGAUAAUAAUUGCCAAGCUGGUAAGAGGAAAGGGAUGAGUUUUGGUUGUGAAGUCAAGAAUGUCAGUUUGCUUUGGCACUUCUCAUGUGAAGGUUUCUCUUCUUUUGCCUAUUUUUCUUGUUUGUUUGUUUGUCUUGAUGUUCUUUGAAUUAAUGUUAAUGUAAAAAAAAGCCCUCCUUAUACAAAAAGCACACUGAGAAAAAUAAAUACAUAAGGGAUGGAUGUUAAAUUGCUCCAUGCAAAUUAAUUAGUGUGACAGGAAUCGCUAAAUUCUGUUUCCUCUUUGGUUGGUUUGGUCACAUUACCUCUCACACGCCUGUGUAGGCAUCGGUAAACAGGAAACAGAAUGGGACACACACAAACACACACACACACACACUGUAUACACACACACCGCAUGCGCACAAAUGCAUUCAUGCAAGUUUAAAAAAAGAAAAGAAAACGUCAAUAUGAGUAACACCGUUGACUGAUUACAUGAAGACAAACAGGGCUCACUCAGCCUCAAUGCCCUCACAUUGCACUUUAUAUUAUAAAACACACACCCACGUGCACACACAGAACUGUAAUUUCUCAUGUUUUUGCGUAUGUUAAGUGUCAAUGAUUUCUGCCUAACAGAAUAUCCUCCUGGAGCCAUUGAAUAGCUCUACUGUAUGUCCAAAGUGCAUGUAUAAACCCUUUUUUUUUGUUUUACAUGCAGGAGCUCUGAAUAUUGUACAGAGUGUACACAGGACAGCCAAAAGCACAAUACUUUUUUACCAACAUAUCUAUUUGUACAUUUGUUUCUUUUUUUAAAUGUUUUAUCCUUUUUUUUUGGUUUUCUUUGUACAAUGUUUCAUCUUAAACAUGUUUUCACCAAUCCUGAAUGUGGAGAAACAAAUCGCACCAUGAUCCCUGGUCUGGAUACACAGUAGAUGUAAAGUGUUCUAUUUGUCCGGUACAUGGCACAGUGAGCUUGUGGUUCUGUUGAGCAACAGGGUAUCGUGGUGGCUGUGGUUAGUUGUGGUUGUGAUAGAAGCGCGUAAAUGCGACAUAACUCCACAGAAUUGUAGAUCAUAUAGGACGAAUUAGGAGGGUCAGAUUAUUCGUCUACUUUUCUCCAUCUCUCAGGCGAUUUUAACAACAAUUUGGGUGGAGGAUAAUCUGUUUCUGUACUGUUUAACCCAAAGACAUAAAUGAUGCCCCUUUUAACUGUGUGUCCAUCUCUCUGGAAGAAAAAAAAAAAAGCACAGCAAUUGUUUCCGUCUGUCUUUAUAUGUGCAGCAGAAUCAACAACAGGGCACUUUAGGGUAACAUUUUACUUGAAGACCUGCUUAUUAAUCAGCAAUGCCUCAUUUAUAAGCGCCAUGGAAAAUGUCCGUCCUGCAUUAUUCAGAUGCACAUAAAAAAUUAUAUAACCUGUAGUUAUUGUAAAUAAAAUAGUAGUUGAAUGAAAUGUUUUUAAGAGCUUCAAGUAAGAUGUUACCCAUGUAAAGAAAAAAUGUCUUUCUGGGAAUAAGUCCUUUGUAACCAAGAAAUGUUAUACAGUAAUACAGUAGAAGGCUUGAUGUUGCUAUAUACUGUAAUAUAAAGCUUAAUAAUGAUGUUCAUGAUAUACUGUAUUUGACACAUCCACUCUUCAGAUCUAUCAAUCAGAUAAUACUAAAAAUGUGACUAUGUAACUAAAGGUUUCACUCCAUGGAUGUUCUUUUUUAUUUUAUUUGGAAAGCUGAAUGAAUCCGUUGUUAUCGAUCGUGUUGUACUUUGCACUAAUGUGAGGUCCUGUUAUACUCAAAAAUGUGCAUUGUAAAACCUACCCUUUACCUCUUAGAUGCCAGGGAUUCUCACACAUCCUCUUCUUCAUUUUGUCAUCAGUUUAUAUUUAAAAAAAAACAAAAAAAACAAGUUGUAUUUGAAAUCGUUUGUGUUGGUUUGUUUUAGAUGCCAGACGGAUGGAGGGAUUUCUGUCCUGUCAUGUACCUACCUGAUGUGUCCUUCUAAAGGUUAAAAAGCUAGAAAAACUAAAGCUGGAAAUUAUCUGUACAACUGUCAAACAGUUCUAGUCUGAUCUGAUGUGUGGCAACUGGCAGCGGUGGUGCACAGGCUGCAUAAAUAUGAGCUUGACACGUCUGGUUUCGUCAACGCCAGCUCGCGAGCGCAUGUUUGUCCAAUCUGUUGUUCUGCUGACGUCUACAGGAGACUGUCAUUGUGCAUGUCCCUGUGUGGAAUAUAAUACAGCAGGAAGGGGGAAACAAUUAGACCGUGUGCAAGAGCAGUAUGGGCAUCAUGCUGGAGCGAGAGGCCGUGCCAAUAAUAGAAAUAGUGUAAAAACAUGGGGUGCUUACUGUACUGACUAACUAGCCUGUAUAAGAUUUAAAUGUGCUUGCAUGUGAGGAGGCGUGCAUGGGAAGUGUGUAAGCGUCCGUUGAGUUUCUUGGGCUGUGUGAGUUAAAUGCUGGCAUGAAUCAGGACAGACACCUCUGCCCCUGUCCUCCCAUCGCUUGUCUCAUCUCAUUUGUCAAUGAAGCAUAUUUACUUCUGCUGCUGCUGUUUGUGUGUGUGUGGGACUGUGAGUGCAUCCAUGUAUGUGCGCAAUCAGCCACCCAUUUGCAUCUCUUCACUCUGGCCUGCAUGAGUGUGUAUGUGUGCAUGUUUGUGUGCUGUUGUUACCAUCUUAUGAAAUGUCUGUCAGAGAUUUGAAGCUUUCCUGUGGAGAAUGCCUACACAUUUCUUUAUGAGUCAUCCCACAGGCAUGGAGGCAAAACAGACAGACUGCAUACCCUUAGCUGUACGCACACACUUACACAGGCAUAUUACAUUCAUACAGGUCUCAUUCUCUCAUUGGCUGUUUCCCCCCCCUGCUCUACUCUGUUGUUCAGGCACCUCUGUCAGCACUACUUCUCCAUAAAUCAUCUGUCCGUUCAAAUGGAAUCCUGAUUUUCUUUCACAAGCAUUCCUCCGAUUUUUGCGUGUGUGCGUUUGUGAGUCGGUUGCACUUAAACAGACGAAAGGCCGACCCUGCUCACAUCUGAUUGUAGAUAGUUGUAAAUAGUGUUCAAAGGACUUCAUAUUUCAGAGAUGAGAGUAUGCAGAGGAAAGGAUGCUGUGGUGGGAAGGUGCCUUCACCUGCAUUUCCUUGUUAUAGUCAAAGUGUCCAAUUUGAAGUAACACAGCAAAACUAAAAGUUUCCUUCAAUGCUACUUGGUGACUUUAUGUCAACUUCAUCAGCUGUUGUGAAGUUGUUCACAUUUUUGGCUUUUUUCCACAGUGUGCAAUAACUUUCUCAGCAAGAAAAAAACAAAACAAAUUGACUUUGAAAGAGGAAAUCUACGGAAGCCCACAGUGACCAAUUUUAGAUUAAUUAAAUGAGAUGUAAAAUAAAUAAUCAUAUGACUAAAUACAGACUAUAGAAUAUAUAUGAAAUUUUAAAAUAAUGCAAUGGAAGUUUUAAAGUCGGCUCAUUGUUAUGAAAUGUAAUCCGGUUUCUUUUCAAAAUAGUUGUUAACUGCAGGUCAUUUUUAUUUUAUUUUGCGUUUUUUUUAUUUCUUAAUGUCAAUUUCAGAGUUUUUUUUGUUUCUCCUAAUGAACAUUUAUUUUAUAACGCACUUUACAUCACAAAGUCUUUGUCUGUCAAUCAAGACGAACACAACCAGUUGUGUGAUUGACUGUCUCCCCUAAUCAGACCAAAGCAGGAGCCAAUCCCAUCACAGGAUCUUCCUUGUCUGUUUAGAUGUAAAGUGGCUUUUUUUUUAAAAAAACUGGCAUUGUGAAAUGAACAGAAAUUUCAGAAACAUUUGAAAAUAAUAAUUGCUGGAAUUGAAUACAAAUGUCAAUAAAUGAUGCUAUUGUGAAAAGAAGCAGGA